GGUGUAGUGAAAAAAGUGUAGUGUGUUUUUUCUCCAAACAAUUUCAAGAACUCAUUAUACUGAAACCCACAAGUUGUACCCGAAGAAGAAGGGAUGACUAAUUUCUCAUAUUUCAAGAGGAUUUUCCAUGGCCAACAUCUUUCUUCACCCAAGCUUUUGGCUCUCUGCUCUAUCAGUAGUGGAGGCCUCAUUGCAUAUGCAGAUUCUCCCUCAGAUGUGGUGGGAGAAUCGAAAACCUCGGUGAAUAAUCAAAUCGAAACUAAACGGAGAAAGAGGGUUUUAGUUCUCGGUACGGGAUGGGCCGGAACUAGUUUCUUGAAAGAUCUAGAUAUCUCUACUUACGAUGUUCAAGUCAUUUCGCCUAGAAAUUACUUUGCAUUCACCCCUUUAUUGCCUAGUGUCACUUGUGGAACUGUCGAUGCACGAAGCAUCGUAGAGCCGAUUCGAAACAUUAUUAAAAAGAGAGACGGGGAAAUUAAGUACUGGGAAGCAGAAUGCCUCAAAGUCGACCACGAAAGCAAAAAGGUGUUAUGCCGCUCAAAUAUCGAUUCGAAUUUAGUUGGUAGUAACGAGUUCUCUUUAGAGUACGAUUAUUUGGUUAUAGCCAUUGGAGCGCAAGUCAACACAUUCAAUACUCCCGGCGUAUUGGAGCAUUGUCAUUUUCUAAAGGAAGUAGAAGAUGCUCAGAGGAUUCGAAGGACUGUAAUAGAUUGUUUCGAAAAGGCUGUUAUUCCUGGUCUGACCGAUGAAGAGAGAAAGACGAAUCUCCAUUUCGUAAUAGUUGGAGGUGGGCCCACGGGCGUAGAGUUUGCUGCGGAGCUUCACGAUUUCGUUCAUGAAGAUUUGGUUAAUUUAUAUCCGUCGGUCAAAGAUCUAGUCAGCAUAUCGGUUAUUCAAUCCGGUGACCAUAUCUUGAACACGUUCGACGAAAGGAUUAGCUCGUUUGCCGAAGAGAAAUUCCAACGAGACGCGAUUCAAGUGUUGACGGGGCACCGUGUGUUGAGUGUUUCGGAGAGAAUGAUUGACAUGAAAGCAAAAUCGACGGGGCAGAAUGUUUCUAUACCUCACGGUAUGGUAGUGUGGUCGACCGGAGUUGGCACUAGGCCAGUUGUCAAAGACUUUAUGGAACAAAUUGGCCAGGGUUACAGACGAAUUCUGGCAACCGACGAGUGGCUGCGAGUGAAGGGGUGUGAUGACGUGUACGCGCUCGGUGAUUGUGCCACUGUAGAUCAAAGAAAAAUCAUGGAAGAUAUAUCGACCAUAUUUGAAGCUGCGGAUAAGGACAAUUCGGGUACGUUAACUGUCGAAGAAUUCAAAGAAGUGAUUGAAGAUAUCAUCAUACGAUACCCUCAAGUGGAACUAUAUUUGAAGAACAGGCAUCUAUUUGACGUAACCGAUUUACUAAAAGACGUAAACGGAAAGGAUAGAGAAGAAGUUGACAUCGAAGGGUUUAAGUUAGCAUUAUCAAAUGUCGAUAAACAGAUGAAGAGCCUCCCCGCUACUGCUCAGGUUGCUGCUCAACAAGGUGCAUACCUUGCUAAGUGCUUUAAUAAACGGGAGAAGUGUAAAAUCGAGCCGGAGGGCCCGCGCAAGUUUGGAAGUGAUGGUCGUCAUGAUUUUCGCCCUUUUCAGUACAGACAUCUAGGGCAAUUUGCACCACUGGGAGGGGAGCAAACAGCUGCGGAACUGCCGGGCGAUUGGGUUUCCAUGGGUCGAAGUACGCAAUGGCUUUGGUAUUCCAUUUAUGCAAGUAAGCAAGUGAGCUGGCGAACGAGAUUUCUAGUCGUUGGUGACUGGUCAAGGAGAUUCAUGUUCGGGAGAGAUUCGAGUCGUAUAUGAAAUAAAAGGCUGUGAUUUUAUUAUUGCUUAUUAGUGUCUCUCUCUCUCUUUCUUGUACAUGAAGAUUUAAUGUGUAUAAGUAAAAUUGUAAAUGGCCUUGCUGGCAAAAUUAUGGGCUAUUCCAAACUUUCUUGUUUCAUGUUCAAAUUUUCUAUGGAGCUUUAAGAAUUGUGUUUGAGUUUCGUCUUCAUUAGCAAUCGAAACAAGUUCGAUUAGUUUGAAUUUUUAUAG
This is a messenger RNA of Erythranthe guttata (spotted monkey flower), 2070 nucleotides long. RefSeq names its product external alternative NAD(P)H-ubiquinone oxidoreductase B1, mitochondrial. Lineage: Eukaryota; Viridiplantae; Streptophyta; Magnoliopsida; Lamiales; Phrymaceae. Gene Ontology annotation, cellular component: mitochondrion. The record is from RefSeq and is a predicted model, not a curated record. Gene Ontology annotation, molecular function: NADH dehydrogenase activity; calcium ion binding.